UGCAUGGAAAACCACACUAUAACAACAUAUCUACCACAACUACGUAGGUACAUUACAUAGAUAGUGUGAAACAAUGAGUGCCAUUGGAAUUUCAGGUUUGGCUCAUUUGUUUGGCAUCAUAUCCAUCAUACUCUUACUUGUUUGGUUGGUGCAUUACCGCGAGGGGAUCGACUAUGAUUCCGAUGAUGGAUUCCGCGUCUUCAAUGUACACCCUUUAAUGAUGUUUUUGGGCUUUAUUUUCCUUGUUGGUGAAGCAAUUAUGGCAUUCCAAACGGUACCAGGAGAAAGACCUAAGGGAAAGUUUGUUCAUAUGACACUUCACUUGAUUGCUAUUGUUUUAGGCAUAGUUGGUUUGUGUGCUGUUUUCAAAUUCCAUAAUAUGGGAAACAUUGCAGACGUUUAUAGCCUUCAUUCAUGGAUUGGUAUUAGCACCUUCUGCUUGUUUGGUUUGCAGUGGCUAAUUGGUUUGAUUACAUUCAUGUUUCCUGGUGCACAAGCUCAAACAAGAGCUAGAAUGCUUCCAUGGCACAGAGCAAGUGGUAGAGUCUUACUUUUCAUGGCAAUUUGUGCUGCAGAAACAGGAUUGAUGGAGAAGGCUGGCUUCAUAGGUCUGAAGGCACAUCAUAGAGAAACUAAAUUGGUCAAUUUUACGGGUCUUUCAAUUCUCUUGUUUGGAGUUUUUGUCGAAAUGUCUGUUGGUGUUCGUUAAUUAGUUUGCAUAGCGCGUUUUCUACCUUACAUUCGCAAAGAGAAAAUAACGGUCUCGAUAAAAGAAUAAAAAAGGUGCAUGAUUGAGUUCAGCGACAAUGUUAGAAUAAAUUGAAGACGAUCUAGAUUCAUUUCUUUUGUCUUUUUGCAUUAUUCAUUUUGUAAUGAUUAAAAAAUAUUGACAACCGUUAUUAGUUCAAA
Trifolium pratense (red clover) is the source of this 909-nucleotide messenger RNA. RefSeq names its product probable transmembrane ascorbate ferrireductase 3. Gene Ontology annotation, molecular function: oxidoreductase activity. The coding region runs from base 74 to 709 and encodes 211 amino acids. The record is from RefSeq and is a predicted model, not a curated record. Lineage: Eukaryota; Viridiplantae; Streptophyta; Magnoliopsida; Fabales; Fabaceae. The transcript is spliced from 4 exons.